AUGGGGUCCCUGUUCCGGAGCGAGACCAUGUGCCUGGCGCAGCUCUUCCUGCAGUCCGGCACGGCCUACGAGUGCCUCAGCGCCCUGGGCGAGAAGGGCCUGGUCCAGUUCCGAGACCUCAACCAGAAUGUAAGUUCCUUCCAAAGAAAAUUUGUUGGUGAGGUGAAGAGGUGUGAAGAACUAGAACGAAUAUUAGCAUAUUUGGUACAGGAAAUUAAUAGAGCUGAUAUUCCCCUGCCUGAGGGAGAGACCAGUCCUCCAGCACCCCCUCUGAAACAAGUCCUAGAAAUGCAGGAGCAGCUGCAGAAGCUCGAGGUUGAGCUGAGAGAAGUCACCAAGAACAAGGAGAAACUGAGGAAGAACCUGCUUGAACUGAUUGAGUACACUCACAUGCUCAGAGUGACAAAAACCUUCGUUAAACGAAACGUGGAGUUUGAACCUACUUAUGAAGAAUUCCCUCCCUUAGAGAAUGAGUCCUUGUUGGACUACAGCUGUAUGCAGAGGCUGGGAGCAAAACUGGGGUUUGUAUCCGGCCUAAUUAACCAAGGGAGAGUUGAAGCAUUUGAGAAAAUGCUGUGGAGGGUCUGCAAAGGGUAUACCAUCGUGACCUAUGCAGAACUGGAUGAGCCCCUCGAGGACCCUGAAACUGGAGAAGUCAUAAAGUGGUAUGUGUUUUUAAUAUCCUUUUGGGGAGAGCAGAUUGGCCACAAGGUUAAGAAGAUAUGUGAUUGUUACCACUGCCACGUUUACCCCUACCCGAAUACAGCUGAGGAGCGGAAGGAGAUUCAGGAGGGGCUCAAUACCCGGAUUCAGGAUCUCUACACUGUGCUCCACAAAACCGAGGAUUAUUUAAGGCAAGUGCUGUGUAAAGCCGCCGAAUCCGUCUACAGCCACGUCAUCCAGGUGAAGAAGAUGAAAGCCAUUUACCACAUGCUGAACAUGUGCAGCUUCGACGUGACCAACAAGUGCCUCAUCGCCGAAGUCUGGUGUCCUGAGGCUGAUCUGCACGAGCUGCGCCGGGCGCUCGAGGAGGGGUCGAGAGAGAGCGGUGCUACAAUCCCCUCAUUUAUGAACACCAUCCCAACAAAAGAAACCCCCCCGACUCUAAUCCGCACCAACAAAUUCACCGAGGGCUUUCAGAACAUUGUGGACGCCUAUGGAGUCGGGAGCUACAGAGAAGUGAACCCAGCUCUCUUCACCAUCAUCACUUUCCCCUUUCUGUUCGCCGUGAUGUUCGGAGACUUCGGACAUGGCUUCGUGAUGUUCUUGUUUGCCCUCUUGCUGGUGUUAAAUGAAAACCACCCCAGACUAAAUCAGUCACAAGAGAUCAUGCGCAUGUUUUUCAAUGGCCGAUACAUCCUCCUGCUGAUGGGGCUGUUCUCCGUGUACACGGGCCUCAUCUACAACGACUGCUUUUCAAAGUCGGUCAACCUGUUCGGCUCUGGGUGGAGCGUGUCAGCCAUGUACAGUUCCAGCCACACCCCUGCGGAGCAGAAGAAGAUGGGGCUCUGGAAUGACAGCGUCGUCAGGCACAACAGGGUUUUGCAGUUGGACCCGAGCAUUCCUGGAGUGUUCCAAGGCCCUUACCCUCUUGGUAUCGAUCCCAUUUGGAACUUGGCCACAAAUCGCCUCACUUUCCUAAACUCUUUCAAAAUGAAAAUGUCUGUGAUUUUAGGAAUUAUUCACAUGACUUUUGGAGUCAUUCUGGGAAUAUUUAACCACCUGCAUUUCCGGAAGAAGUUCAAUAUUUAUUUGGUUUCUGUCCCGGAACUUCUCUUUAUGCUGUGCAUCUUUGGAUACCUUAUAUUUAUGAUCGUCUAUAAGUGGCUGGUUUAUUCGGCAGAAACCUCCAGAGUUGCUCCCAGCAUUCUGAUUGAAUUUAUUAACAUGUUUUUAUUCCCGGCUAGUGAAACGAAUGGUCUUUACUCAGGGCAGGAGCAUGUCCAGAGGUUGCUGCUGGCCGUCACGGCGCUGUCCGUUCCCGUUCUCUUCUUGGGAAAACCACUCUUCUUGCUGUGGCUCCACAACGGGCGCAGCUGCUUUGGCGUGAGCCGGAGUGGUUACACACUCGUAAGGAAAGACAGCGAGGAGGAAGUUUCUCUACUGGGAAGCCAAGACAUAGAAGAGGGAAAUAACCAAAUAGAAGAUGGAUAUAGAGAAAUGAUGUGUGAAGAGUUUAAUUUUGGAGAGAUACUGAUGACCCAAGUGAUUCAUUCCAUCGAGUACUGUCUGGGGUGCAUCUCCAACACCGCUUCAUACCUGAGGCUCUGGGCUCUUAGCCUGGCCCACGCACAGCUGUCUGACGUCCUGUGGACCAUGCUGGUGCGCGUGGGCCUCCGGGUAGACACCACUUACGGAGUCUUGCUGCUGCUACCAGUAAUCGCUCUCUUUGCAGUGUUGACAAUUUUCAUCCUUUUGAUCAUGGAAGGCCUUUCUGCGUUUCUCCACGCCAUACGCCUCCACUGGGUAGAAUUUCAGAACAAGUUCUACGUUGGUGCAGGCACCAAGUUUGUUCCUUUCUCAUUCAGACUACUUUCGUCGAAGUUCAGUGACGACGUGGCAUGA
Puma concolor (puma) is the source of this 2565-nucleotide messenger RNA. It is a transcript of the gene ATP6V0A2, whose product is annotated as ATPase H+ transporting V0 subunit a2. Gene Ontology annotation, molecular function: ATPase binding; proton-transporting ATPase activity, rotational mechanism. The record is from RefSeq and is a predicted model, not a curated record. NCBI's taxonomy places the organism in Eukaryota, Metazoa, Chordata, Mammalia, Carnivora, Felidae. Gene Ontology annotation, biological process: proton transmembrane transport; vacuolar acidification. Gene Ontology annotation, cellular component: vacuolar proton-transporting V-type ATPase complex; plasma membrane; vacuolar proton-transporting V-type ATPase, V0 domain.